AAGUUAUCUUAUUUUUCUUUUGCAGAGUAUAUUAAAUUACAAUGGUGGUUGUGUGGUUGCCAUGAAGGGCAAGAAUUGUGUAGCUAUUGCCUGUGACCUUCGUUUUGGUGUCCAAUCUCAGACUAUCACCACUGAUUUUGAGCGAGUGUUUGAGCUGGGUCCUCAGCUUUAUAUUGGCCUUCCUGGAUUAGCUACAGACACCCAGACAGUUUAUCAAAGACUUCAGUUUCGCAUCAAGAUGUAUGAAAUGAGAGAGGGACGCCGCAUGAAGCCUCAGACCUUGAUGGCCAUGGCCCAAAAUCUGUUAUAUGAGAGAAGGUUUGGGCCAUACUUUGUGGAACCAGUUAUUGCAGGACUGCAUCCUAGCACCAAAGAACCAUACAUCUGUGCUCUUGAUUUGAUUGGUUGCCCUUGUGAACCUGCAGACUUCGUGGUGUCAGGAACUUGUUCCGAGUCUCUCUAUGGCAUGUGCGAGACCACAUGGCGCGAGGAUAUGGAACCUGAGGAUUUGUUUGAGUGCAUCAGUCAGUCACUCGUAAAUGCCUUUGAUCGUGAUGCACUCUCAGGAUGGGGAGCUGUUGUUCAUAUUAUUGAGCAUGAUAAAGUGACAACACGUUACUUGAAGUGCAGGCAGGAUUAGUUCAAGUGGAAUUGUCAUGUUCUUCCUAAUUGCAACAAAUGUAUUUUAUUAGAAUGUGACAUUAAAAUGUUGUGCAGUUCUUUAAUUUUUGACAUGCCAGCAAUUCCAGAAGUGCACGGAUUGAGAAAAACUGAAAAUCUGUAUGCUGUUUUUAUGUUGGUUUUCAAGUUUUAUAAACAUUUGAGAUUCUCCAUUUUGAUUUGAAGGAUUUCUUGAGACUAAUAAAAAGAUUUUUGUU
Cherax quadricarinatus is the source of this 878-nucleotide messenger RNA. The record is from RefSeq and is a predicted model, not a curated record. NCBI's taxonomy places the organism in Eukaryota, Metazoa, Arthropoda, Malacostraca, Decapoda, Parastacidae.